AUGGAUAUCAGCAGCAUCCAGCAAAGCACGCCCGGCCACGGCAGCGCACAUGUGCCGACGCCUGAGCAGAGGGAAAUCGACAGAGUGCUGUACCUGCGCCGCAUUUCGCAGGCCCGGUCGUGCUAUCCAUGUCGCCAGCGGAAAGUCAAGUGCGAUCAUGGCCAGCCUUGCCGGACGUGCCAGAAGCGAGGCCAUCCUGAGAUAUGCUCGUACAAUGUGGGCACGCCGGAGAAGAGGCGCGGGCGGCGUGCGAAGAAGGCUGUCGUAGAUGGGACGACGAUAGCAUCUCAAGGUGUUUCUGCUUCUACUUCUACGUCGCCGGCUGCUGCUCGAUCUACAGCAACAGAGCUGGCUUCCACAGUAGCAGCGGCGGCUUGUUCGCGUGCGCCGCAGGCAAACUGCUACCGGACCAUGAGAAAGGAGCAUUAUCAAGGGGAUAGUUCAGUUCUUGCCAUGUUACAUGGCUCUGCCGACUCGCCCGCUGUGGAGAUGAGGAGGAAGGCCGGGCCGGUGCUUGGCUUGCACAAUACGCUCGAGUUUUAUCCGUUUAUGAAGCUCAAGACGAUACAGGAACGGUGGGCGGCGUUAUUGAAGCUGAUUCCGCAGAAGCAGGAGGUUUUGAGAUAUUUCCCCUCGCAUGGCGCCACAAUCUAUCCUCUUAACCCCGUUUUGAUAGAUCCCGAUGACUUGGAGUCUGCCUACUGCGAUUACCUCUCGGCCCUGGAAGCGGGUGAGCUCAAGGAUCCCAAUGUCUUUUCUCCGAAAUGGGUCUGCAAAGCGUACAUAUCGCGGAUUGCUCUGCUACUGGCAGCGCUUGCUACCAGUGCUCAUUAUUCGGUGAUGCAGUCUCCGAGGAGGCAUGUUGGGCAGUCCGAUGGCGCAUGGGUCAUGCUGGGCACCACAGUUCGAGUAGCGCAGGCUCUGGGGCUGCACACUCUGACGGAAGCUCAGCUCCAAGAAGAUAAGGGGAAGAAGAAACAGGCUCUUUGGGAUAUGAUAUGCAAGCAGGACUGCUUGCUCAGUCUAUGCCAUGGGCGGCCACACAUUGCGACCAACCAAUCCUUGGCAACACACAAUCUUCUGUAUUGUUGCGACGAUGCAUUGGGCUUCUCGGAUAUGAUGUGUGGUAUUGUUUCUGUUGCUAUGGGACUUUUAAACUUGGAGCAGCCAAGCUGCGAAGCGUCGUUGAAGCUGCUUACCGAGCUGGAUGGAUACCAAUCCCGGGCCUUGCCGUAUCUCGAAGACCGAAACAGCUGUAAAAAUAUUCAGCAGCGGUAUGAAAACCUCACAAUCCAAAUCCAGCUAUCUUUUGCAGCAUCAGUCAUCUCUCGGCCAGCAUUGACCAGGACUGUGGCGACGACGAACGAAGAGAUUAACAACCUGCAAAUUCUCAAGCGCCGAGCCAAGGAGAGUUUGAUGAGCACAGCCAGGUCCUUUAUCGAGUUUCAGUCACUAAGCAUCAUACCCAUCCGCACAUGGUCGCUGAUCCAUGCGGUGCUGAGUGCCACGAUUAUGCUUUGUCUAUGGGAGGAGACGCGAAAUGAUGCAGAGAGCCGAGAAGUGCUGCAGCGCGUGAUGGAAAUCUUUUCGCGAGCAGCGCAGGCAGACGACGAGACUGGCAUGAUGUCGGACAACAACCCUUGGCUGUCAAUGAGCCACACUCGGGCACUGGUGGCACUUCAAACCGCUCUCCAAAAGGCCCCUGGCCUGACAAGUCCUGCGGCGACAACAUCAACGCCGUCAUCACUGCCCGAGCAGCCACUGGCGGAGAAGAUGCCGCAGCAGAAUUACGCUUUGCCAAGAAUGCAAGACACGGGGGGGCCACCAAUGGAUCCGACGGUGGAUGGUCCGAUGAGCUACAACUUUACCUCGAUGCUAAUUGACGGGUUUGUUCACUUUUGA
Molecule: messenger RNA, 1902 nt
Organism: Trichoderma atroviride IMI 206040
Lineage: Eukaryota; Fungi; Ascomycota; Sordariomycetes; Hypocreales; Hypocreaceae
Source: RefSeq, a predicted model, not a curated record